AAUAUACAAAGGCCAAUUGAGUCAAAAUAUAAAAGCCUUUUACCCUAGAAAAUUCUCUCUCUCUCGCCGUUCUUCAAAUGUUUCGCCAAUUAUUCUUCUAAUAAACAUCCAAUUUCUCCUCUUAAUUACUUUGCUUUACAGUAUGUUUGGUUGUUUCAGUUGAUGCAGGAUGGAUAGGGUUUGCAUCUAUAUUGCUUACAAUGGCAAAUGGACUGCAGAUAACAAGUAUUUGGAUCAUGAGAUCAAGCUAAUUCUUGUGAAUGAUGGGAUAACAUUUGAAGGUCUCGUCGAGAAGAUUUUUCAGGUUCUACAACUGAAAAUGGGUGAGAUUAAAGCAAAUAUUUGGUUUGAUACGAAUCUAGAAACAAGCAAAGGAAUGCUAGUAACAAACGACGAGGAAGUUACUACUUGCAUCUACUUGCUGAAAAAUGAUCCAAAUUUCAAGACUUCCCGUUUCAUUGUUGAUAUUGCGGAAGGCAACUCUUUGUCCAUCGUCAAUAUUGUACAACAAGAGGAAAUGCAGAUUGAAAGAGAUGAAGCAUCCAUACCGGUUGAGCCAAUAUCAGAGUUUGAACCUCUGGAAACAAAAUCAUCACAUGUUAUGAAACUGCGUAAAAGGCCCCAGAACAGAAAAAUAUCCAAAAAAAGAAAAAGGUCAAGGAGUAAAAGAGAAGAUUUGCCUAGCGUGAUUUUGAGAGAGAAUGCUUCAUUGGAUGAAAUAGUUGUGGGGUCUCUGUUUGCGAACAAAGAAUGUUUAAAGAAAUGUUUCACAAAUAGCGCAAUCAGAAACCACUUUAAAUUCAAGACCGUCAGAUCAACCAAAAAAAGAUAUUAUCUCAAGUGUUAUGAUGAUGAAUGCAAUUGGUUUUUGCAUUCUUCCCGGAUCAAUGAUUCUGCGUUAUUCAAGAUAUGUAAGUAUGUAAAAACCCAUACUUGCUCUGCUGAUGUGUUUAAACCUGACCAACAACGGCACGCAACAUCAAGGGUCAUAUCUGGUUACAUCCGUGAGCUUCUACCUGAAUAUGAAACAGAAAUGACACCAAAUUUUGUGAAGGAAGAAAUGAGAAAGAGAUAUGGACUGAACAUUAGUUACCACAAAGCAUGGCGUUCAAUACAAUUAGCUUUUGAUGUGAAAAAUGGAAGUCCUGAACAGAACAAUGAAUUGCUUCUGUCUGAACAAGAACAGAACAAUGAAUUACUUCUGUCUGAACCAGAACAGAACUUUGAAUUGCAUCCAUUUGAACCAGAACAGAACAAGGAAUUGCUUCCAUUUGAACCAGACCAGAACAAUGAACUGCAUCAAUCUGAACCAGAACAGAGCAAUGCAUUGCUUCCGUCUGAGCCAGAACAGAAGAAAGAACUGCUUCCAUCUGAACCAGAACAGCACAAUGAAUUGCAGCUGUCUGAACCAGAAAUGAAGAAAAAAUUGGUUGUGUCUGAACCAGUACAGAACAAUGAAUUGCUUCAAUCUGAACCAGAACGGAAGAAAGAUUUGCUUCCGUCUGAACCAAAACAGAGCAACGAAUUACUUCCAUCUGAAGAAACAAACCUCGGAAGGGAUGAUCAGACUCAAACCUGAUAAAGAGUCCAACAAAAAUUGUAGCAUGCUAUAUAUUUCUUUCCAAACCUGGACAAUUGAUAGCUGGAUUUGGUCUCAAGGGCAGCUUACUCUGGACACAAUAAUUUACAUAAUAGUUAUUCGGGAACUAGCUAAUCAGAGAUUCACACUGUUGUACAAAGGGAAGUUUAGUGAGUUUCAUUUUAUUAGGUUUAUCAUUUUCCUUUUUAAUACUAUAGUUUGACAGAAUAUGUUUCUGGCAAUGCUUUCUUUUCCUGUGAACUGCAUUUGAAUAUGAUAAAAGGGAGUGAUAGAUAAUCGUCCAGCUUUUGGACGCACUUCAUUUGAGAUGGUAAACACUUCAUUGAACAUAGAUUAAAUUAUUAUGGGAAACUUUCAUUGAACGUAUGUUUCA
This is a messenger RNA of Capsicum annuum, 1973 nucleotides long. RefSeq lists its product as uncharacterized. The coding region runs from base 170 to 1579 and encodes 469 amino acids. The transcript is spliced from 2 exons. Lineage: Eukaryota; Viridiplantae; Streptophyta; Magnoliopsida; Solanales; Solanaceae. The record is from RefSeq and is a predicted model, not a curated record.